Messenger RNA from Echinostoma caproni, 528 nucleotides. Lineage: Eukaryota; Metazoa; Platyhelminthes; Trematoda; Plagiorchiida; Echinostomatidae. The record is from the annotation of a GenBank genome assembly.
AUGUCCAAGAUGCAUACCCAUCUACAGCACCUGGUUGUGAAAUGUUCCAAUAAUACGGGAGGUAUGAACGUACAGCCGGCCAAACUGGAAGUUGAUGGUGAACCCAUUUUCCUGAAACGACGUGUAAUUCCCUACGACCAACGUGAUGGUGUACUGCAGGCCCUUGAGAAAAUGGAGCGCGAUGGCAUAAUCACACGAGUCACAUCCAGUACGUUGGCAGCGCCAAUCGUGAUCGCAAUCAAGAGUGAAGGCAAAACACCGCGAAUUUGUGGCGACUACUGCUUAACACUCAACCCGAGGUUGCGAAAGUGUGCGGCUACCACCAUGGAACCGAAGGAUUUUGUGAAAGCAUUGCAAUGUAGUAUAUACUUCUCGAAGAUUGACUUGGCCGGAUGCAUACCUCGAGAUUCUACUCGCACCAACCUGCCGGCAUUUCACCACUAUCAACGCACCAUGGGGACUGUAUCAAUACAACUUCCUACCGUUUGGUCUCCGCACAUCCUCCGGCAUAUUCCAGGCGGCAAUUAA